AGUGCUGAAUAGUGGUGCACACAGCACAGCAUAUGAAGGUUGUCUUGCUAGAAAGGAGUCAAUGGCAGUGUGGCAGGUUAAAGUUCAAAAGUAUAAUAUCAUAUGCAGAAGCAAUUAAGUUGGUUUAGAAAGCAAAUAAACCGGAGAGAAGCAAAGAAGAUGAAAAGAUGCACACAUUUGCAGACAGCUGAACAAAGUGGGGUGGAUAACAGAAGAGCUGAUGAAAAUAUUCUUUAGUAAAGAAGGAUUUGCCCAUUUUCUUGCUGAAGAGAUUAACUGUACAUUUCAUGCAAAAAGUAGGCCUGAAAAACUUAAAUACCCUAAUAGCAAAGAGUGCAGCGAGAUAUCUGAAUAUUCAAGGGAUAGAGAAGAGCUGAAAGGACAAGUGGCUGAAUGAAGAAUCGCAUUCACAAUAAUUACUAUAGCCCUUCAUUGGAUUGGGAUGGCAGGUCAGAACUUUUUUAUGAAGGGAUCCUGGGAGAUGGAAGCAGCCAGUGGUUUCCCCAAUCUGGAGAGGAUCCCACUAAACAGAUCAACGGCUCGGACAUCUCAUCUAUGUAAAAUAAUGGAAAGUAUGGUGACGAACGACUAACACAUUAUCUUGACUAGAACUAAGACAUUUCAGGUCAAAUGUGAAGGGUGCUGGAGGAAAGGUCAGCGUAAGCUAGCGUUAGCUAGGGCAGUUGAAUAUUCUGAAUAUUCAGAUCAAUUUCAGUAAAGCAGAGGUUAAGGGGUCAUUGAAAGUGAAAAAAAAAAUAGAUGGCAAGAAAAAUUGAUCAGGGAAGGUAAGGAUUGUAAUUUGUUCAGAAUUAAUCAGUUGGUUGGGAAUAACACAAUUUGGAAGGGGGCAGGUAGGAAGAAUGACAAUCACUAGAUUAAGUUUAGGUCACACAGGUGUCUUGAUUAAUAAACGAGUAGAUUGAAGAAGCGAGUAUUGUGGGGAACGAGUAACGGUAAUUCAUGUAUGCAGCUACAUUAAAUAUGUCAGCCAGAGAGAGAUUUAGAGCUCAUCUGCAUGAAGUGGGGGCAGAGCUUAAUAUAAACCUAAUUUUAAAUCUGCCAACAGGAUAUACAUGUUUUACGUUAGUGUAAUAGUAUUUAAAUUCAACAGGCUUGACAGAAUUUGAGUUUUUUUCUUUUAUUAUUUUCUUUUAGUGUCAUGGACAAAAUUCUCAGUCCAUGCUCCAGGCCAAUGGGUGGCGGCAAAUGCACCAAAUACGUUAAUACAACCGAAGUAAAACAGAAGAAGAAGGAAGAAACGGUACCGUCGUUUAUCUGUGUGUUUUGAGUGAUGCCAAUGCUUCAUUUAACCAAAUGAGCGAAUAGAUGAGUUAAUAAAAAUGCGUUCGGAAUACAUGCAAUAGCUGCGUCUGCCCGCAUAACUUUGUGCAGUAGCCCACGGUAAUAGCACGCUAAAUUGUACAGCUAGCGGGUAUUUGUCGUGAACUCUGGGUAGCUAGGUGUGCUGCCUGUAAUAUUAGCGCGAUCAAAUUUUUUGUAGAAUUUAGGUGGGCAAUUUGUUCGUGAGGUAGUCGCUAAUACCGGAGAGUGUUUGAUUUUGCUACGUUAGCAAGAUGGCUUUUUCAUCAACAAGCUAGCUAAGUAUCGUAGCUGUGUGCUAAAACUUGUUUUCGGUGGGCAAUGUGACCAACUGAAGAAGUAUAGCUAUCGAGUUAGCAGUGUGUUAGCUAAUUGAACGGCAACAUGUACAAACAACCCGAAAUCAAUGCUCAUGAAAAUGGCGACAAGAUCAGUCCGAUAAGUGUAAUACUGGUGAGCUCAGGCAGCCGUGGUAAUAAGUUACUUUUCCGGUACCCGUUUCAACGAGUUCCUGAAACAACAUCUUCUCUAAUAAUGAAACAGCGAAGCCCGUAUGCACUGAACUCGGCUGGCGACGUUCCAGAGGACCAGGAUGGGGAUUCAAGAGAACAAACCCCAUUAACUGAUGAACAGUUGGUAGCAGGGUUCUCUGACAUCAUACUGGCCACCAUCCUGGCCACCAAGUCGGACAUGUGCGGGAAGAAGUUUGAGCUGAAGAUCGACAACGUGCGCUUCGUGGGGCACCCCACCCUGCUGCAGCACCCCCACACCAUCCAGGUAUCCAAAACUGACCCCUCGCCCAAGAGAGAGAUGCCCACCAUGAUCCUGUUCAGUGUUCUCUUCGCACUUAGGGCCAACGCGGACCCCUCGGUCAUCAGCUGCAUGCACAACCUCUCCCGCCGCAUCGCCAUCGCCCUGCAGCACGAGGAGCGCCGCUGCCAGUACCUGACCCGCGAGGCCAAGCUCAUGCUCGCCGCCCAGGACGAGGUCACCACCAUGACCGAGACCGAUGGCAGCCCCCAGUCCCCCUUCCGGCAGAUUCUACCCAAGUGCAAACUGGCGCGGGACCUGAAGGAGGCCUACGACAGUCUGUGCACUACAGGGGUGGUGCGUCUGCACAUAAAUAACUGGCUGGAGGUGAGCUUCUGCCUGCCCCAUAAGAUCCACCGCGUCGGGGGCCAGCACAUCCCCCCCAGGGCCCUGGAGUGCAGCCUGAAAGCCAUACGGCCGUACCACGCCCUGCUGCUGCUGGACAGUGAGAAGGCGCUCCUGGCCCAGCUGCCCUUGGACUGCUCCCCCGCCCUCGUGCGCCUGGUCAAGACCUGCUCGGCCGUCAAAAACCUGCAGCAGCUGGCCCAGGACGCCGACCUCGCCCUCCUGCAGGUGUUCCAGAUUGCGGCUCACCUGGUGUACUGGGGCAAGGCCAUCAUCGUGUAUCCGCUGUGCGAGAACAACGUCUACAUGCUGUCCCCUCACGCCAACAUCUGCCUCUACUCUCCCCUGGCGGAGCAGUUUGCACAGCAGUUUCCUGGACACGACCUGCCCUCCAUGUUGGCCAAAUUCUCCCUGCCUGUGUCCCUGUCCGAGUUCCGCAACCCCCUGGAGGCCCCCGUGCAGGAGGCGCAGCUGAUCCAGAUGGUGGUGUGGAUGCUGCAGCGCAGGCUGCUGAUCCAGCUGCACACCUACGUCUGCCUGCUGGUGCCGCCCAGCGAGGACGAGCCCAGCGCCCGGGACGACGAGCUCUCACUGGCCGCCCGCGUAGGGGGGCGGAGCCUCAGCACGCCCAGCGCCCUCAGCUUCGGCUCGCCCACCAGCAGCGAUGACAUGACCCUGACCAGUCCCAGCAUGGAGAACUCGAGCGCGGAGCUGGUGCCGGGCGGGGACUCGCCGCUGAACAGGCGCAUGACCGAGACGCUGCUGGCCAGCCUGAGCGAGCACGAGAGGCACGUCAUCCUGAGCGUGCCCGCGGCACAGAACCCUGAGGACCUGCGCAUGUUCGCCAGACUGCUGCACUACUUCCGGGGACACCACCACCUGGAGGAGAUCAUGUACAACGAGAACAUGCGCCGCUCGCAGCUCAAAACGCUCUUCGACAAGUUCCGCAGCGUCCUGGUCGUCACUAACCACGAGGACCCCGUCAUCUCCCUCUUCCAGUCCCCCCUGGACUGAGCUGGGACUCUGAGGGCCCUCGGGACCCCGGGUCACCCCAGGGUGGAUGUGACCGGUGACGCGCCCGGUCCUCUGGCGCCAGGAGGUAGUGGCGAGUUCACUGGUUCAAAGCUGUCGCUGUAGCGCACGCCUCCCCCUCUGUGCUGUGAUCCCCCCCUUUACGGUGAGUUUCCCUCACUGUGAACUUCAGACCCGGAUGCUAGAAGAGACACCUGUCUGAAAUAUGGCAGAAAUAUGUGCACAGUUGGUGCAGUGAA
Anguilla anguilla (European eel) is the source of this 3746-nucleotide messenger RNA. It is a transcript of the gene nprl3, whose product is annotated as NPR3-like, GATOR1 complex subunit. The record is from RefSeq and is a predicted model, not a curated record. Gene Ontology annotation, biological process: TORC1 signaling; positive regulation of autophagy; cellular response to amino acid starvation. Bases 1705 to 3489 code for a protein of 594 amino acids. NCBI's taxonomy places the organism in Eukaryota, Metazoa, Chordata, Actinopteri, Anguilliformes, Anguillidae. Gene Ontology annotation, cellular component: GATOR1 complex. The transcript is spliced from 15 exons.